AUGGUUUGUCCAGCUGUGCAUCUUCGUUGCGAGCUGGCCUCCCCCUAUUCCGUGGGUUUUUCUAGUCGUGCACCGAGCGACAGUGCGCCUGGAUCUUUUGCAGAUGGCGCGAAACGUACGGGCAUUUUCGAUACCGUAGCCCAUCGGUCUUUGGUGGGGCAAGAUGAGGGAUCGGCUGUAUGCAGUCUGCCUAGUUCGUCCCGUCGGUGGAUAAUGUCGGGAAUGCUCUUGACGAUGUGCUCCAUAGCGCGCCGUUCCGUCGCUGGCAGGUUCCGGUGCCGCGCUAGCAGGUGGCUAGUGACUUUAUUUGCGACGCAGGCAUAG
Purpureocillium lilacinum is the source of this 324-nucleotide messenger RNA. The record is from RefSeq and is a predicted model, not a curated record. Lineage: Eukaryota; Fungi; Ascomycota; Sordariomycetes; Hypocreales; Ophiocordycipitaceae.